This is a messenger RNA of Sclerotinia trifoliorum, 1828 nucleotides long. The record is from the annotation of a GenBank genome assembly. Lineage: Eukaryota; Fungi; Ascomycota; Leotiomycetes; Helotiales; Sclerotiniaceae.
AGACGUUUCAACCCGUCAUCCAUUACGGAGCAUUCAAACAGAUCAGAAGAAAUCUAUUAUUAAUCCAUGCUCUGAUCCAAGACCCUUGCUGCACAACUGAUCAAAUCGAGGUACGCAAGCCAUAUCCUACGAUUUCUAUUUCUCGAUCGCUGUUUUAAUAAGCAAGCCCCAUCGCGUCUUACUCAUAACGUUAUCUUUCUAUCUGCUCGUCGUGGUUUGUGAAGUUGGAACAACGAGCAGAUAAGACUUCAUGUUUGCGACAGAGUCGCAUACUCAUGUUCGAAUAGCCUAUACAGGCACUCGAAAUUAUGGCUACGAAUGAAUCUGCCACAAUGUCGCCGUUGCAGAUAGGAGGAGUUAGUGGAGCUAUAAACAGCGGAGAGAAAACGGUGGAAAAGAAGAGGGAAGCGAAGAAUUAUAGAGGAUUCGUCGCGGGUGUGUUCUCUGGGGUCUCGAAACUUACUGGUAUGGUAAAUUGGGUUUGUUUUUGUUUGUGCUUUGCGAAGGUUUAGAUUAGCGGAUUUCGCAUGGUUUGGUCCAUGCGAUUGCAAUUGCGGUUGGCAAUUGGAAUCUAUGUUUAUGAGAAAGUCAAGAGUAAAUGCUAAUGGUUUACUUCGAACAGUUGGGCAUCCAUUCGAUACCAUAAAAGUCCGUCUCCAAACCUCUACCACAUCCCAAUUCAACGGACCACUACAAUGUCUUCUUCUCACCCUUCGCAAUGAAGGUUUCACUGGUCUCUACAAAGGCGCUACUCCCCCUUUAGUAGGCUGGAUGUUUAUGGACAGUAUAAUGCUGGGUUCCUUAACCUUUUACCGCAAAUUCCUACAUCAAACCCUCUUUUCCCCCUCCCGCAUGGCCGCCACCCCAUCCAGUCUCGCCCGUCCAGACCCCCUCCUGACAGAUCCUUCAAAAAUACACAAGCUACCCUCUUUAGGCCACGCCCUCGCCGGAGUCAUGGCCGGCGCAACCGUCAGUUUCAUCGCCGCUCCCGUUGAGCAUCUAAAAGCACGCCUGCAAAUCCAGUACUCGAGUAAGAAAUCCGAGCGUCUCUAUAGCGGUCCUAUCGACUGCGCCCGUAAAAUCUAUCGAUGCCAUGGUAUACCAGGUCUUUACCAUGGACUUGGCGCUACCCUAUUCUUUCGCUCUUUCUUCUUCUUCUGGUGGGGUUCCUACGAUGUAUUCACGCGUCUCCUCUCCGAACACACAUCUCUUAGUACACCCGCCGUUAAUUUCUGGGCUGGAGGUCUCUCAGCACAAGUUUUUUGGAUGACGAGUUAUCCCAGUGACGUGGUAAAACAGCGGAUUAUGACAGAUCCAUUAGCAGGCGGAUUAGGAGAUGGGGUUAGAAGGUUCCCAAAUUGGAAAAGUGCUGCUACGGCGGUUUAUAGGGAGAAUGGAUGGAAGGGAUAUUGGAGGGGAUUUUUACCAUGUUUUUUGAGAGCGUUUCCGGCGAAUGCUGUUGCGCUUGUGGCAUUUGAGGGUGUUAUGAGGUCGUUGCCUUAAUGUGCAUGUGCGGUGACGAGGAUUAUGGCGAGGGAAAUUUAAGGAAAUGUAAGAUAUUGUACAGUCAGGAAUGCAUGGUAUGCAUGGCGUCAAGGACACCUGUGUUUGCUUACAUAUGGGAGUAAGAUGGAACGAUCCAGCGAAGGAGGGCGACAACCUCCAUAACGAACAGCAUGAAAGAUAUAUUGGACUGAAUAGAGUAAGGGGUAAGAGUGUCUAAUCUAAAUCUCCUCUUACAUAAGAUAGAGAUAUGACAUGUACUAGUAAAUAGAUGAAUAAGUGGAUAUAAACAUACCACUUGAUACACUAAGAAAUAUAAGUAAAA